UAAAGGAACGUCGACAGUAUAGCAGCCGAAGAAUGCCGUGAAAGUUUCUGUACAAAGUACAAUUGAUCUACAAUUGAUAUUUUCCGCAAUACUUAUCUGAUGUUCGGUCAGGGUGUCCCAUACUCAUGAUAUUUAUGACAGUGGAAUGGCGUUAGUAAAUCAAUUACAAAAAUUUUCGAGAUCAAUUCUCGGUAUUGCAUCAAAUUAUUCAAAAUAUACAAGCAACACAACGUUACCCUUUUUGCAGGCAACAAGAGGAAUAUCGACCACGCAACCACUUUCAGAAAAACAAGAAGUAAAUAUAACGUUUGUUAAAGCAAGUGGAGAGAGAAUCAAAGCAAAAGGGAAAGUUGGAGAUACUAUAUUAGACAUAGUAGUAAAUAAUGAAAUUGAUUUAGAUGGAUAUGGUGCUUGUGAAGGAACAUUAAUUUGUAGUACGUGCCAUUUAAUAUUUUCGAAAGAAGUUUAUGAUGCACUUCCUGACAAACCAACAGAUGAAGAAUUAGACAUGUUGGAUUUAGCAUAUGAAUUAACAGAUACGUCACGGCUAGGCUGUCAAAUAGUAAUGUCUAAGGAACUAGAUGGAAUUGAGGUAAGAGUUCCAUCAACAAUUAAUGAUGCAAGAGCAUAACUGAAAUUAUCUAUAGGUUUUUGAAAAUUUGUAUACAAUGUUAUACAUCUCUUGUUAAAAAACCCUUGUUAUAAUUAUUAAAAUAUUGGUAUUAAAAAAAUAUAAUAAAGAAUCUUGUGUUUAAAUGUGAAGCUUAUAUAUAUACAUAUGUUAUAUAGUAUAAUUGCAAUUUUGAUAUUUGUACAUUGCCAUUGUAAAAAGCCUAUCCAAUUAUGAAGAAAAUAUAUCUUUUAUUUUUAAUAUA
Bombus huntii is the source of this 875-nucleotide messenger RNA. RefSeq names its product adrenodoxin-like protein 2, mitochondrial. NCBI's taxonomy places the organism in Eukaryota, Metazoa, Arthropoda, Insecta, Hymenoptera, Apidae. The transcript has 4 exons. The coding region runs from base 146 to 631 and encodes 161 amino acids. Gene Ontology annotation, cellular component: mitochondrion. Gene Ontology annotation, molecular function: 2 iron, 2 sulfur cluster binding. Gene Ontology annotation, biological process: positive regulation of oxidoreductase activity; P450-containing electron transport chain. The record is from RefSeq and is a predicted model, not a curated record.